Fonsecaea erecta is the source of this 2820-nucleotide messenger RNA. RefSeq lists its product as hypothetical. The transcript is spliced from 3 exons. NCBI's taxonomy places the organism in Eukaryota, Fungi, Ascomycota, Eurotiomycetes, Chaetothyriales, Herpotrichiellaceae. Bases 1 to 2820 code for a protein of 939 amino acids. The record is from RefSeq and is a predicted model, not a curated record.
AUGGGAGAAACUCCUUCUCUCAUCGACAACAACAUCUUCAUCUCCUCCUUCUUCCUCAUCACCGUUACUGUCUUCUUCUCCUUCAUCAAUCGCUUCUUCUCCACUAAGUCGUUCUUUCGCGCAAACAAGUUGGUGCUCUUGCUCGGCACCACCGCCGGGGCUGUUUGGCUCCAUUCACUCCUGAGCUCGGACACACCCAGCAGCUGCUUGGCCACCACCAUGGAGGUCAAGAUGAAAGGCUGGCCUCAAGCCACAGCGCUCUAUCUCACCGUCAUUCUUUGCUUCCUCGCCGGUCCCCUCAAUGCUGGUCCGCUUCAAGGCAAUCACCGCACCAAAGGCCACGUCUCUGUCGUCAGUAACUGGCGUCAUACACCCACCUCUCACCACGGCUACCAUGGUCCCACUCUGAGUGCUUCAAAGGAGGUGGCAGCUCAUCCCUCACAUGACAUGGUCUCCUCGCUCGCAUCUGUCAACCACGUGUCCGCUCUAGGGCGUCGAGACGGAGAUGACGACGGCGAGGACAAAGCUCACCAUAACUGGGCACUAGUCUGCGACAACAGAGAAUGGACCACCAUGUGCCAAGGCAGUGGCUACUAUUGUACCUCGUCAGGCAAGUUGAAGAACAAGGGCCGGGACCUUUUGUGCUCAAUGAUCUGCACUUGCGAGAACCUCGUACCUGCGCCCAAACCUUGUGUUAUCAACAACAAAGGCUCCAAAGCAUGUGCAGUGGCCAACAACUUGGUGUUGGAUGCCACAACUGGCGAGAUUAUCGGCAAUGUCUCCGACGCGAGCAUUCUUCCCAAUGGCGCCAUGGACUUUACUACAGCAAUCGCGAGGCGCGAUACAGAACUCAGCCACGACUAUGCACUAGUCUGUCACGACCGCGUUCUCACAGGACUGUGCCAGAGCUCAGAACACAGCUAUUUUUGCAACGGCCUUAGGACGGUCAACCAUAAAGGCCAGGCAGAAAUCGCUUGCGAAACCCACUGCACUUGCGUCAACAUCGCUCCAAAGCCGUGCCUCCUUGGUGGAGUCGUGCCUGUCGCCUGUGGUUUCAAAGAUGGGAUGGUCUUUGACACGAUCGAUGGGACCGUUAUUGGCAACCUUACGGACGCCCAAGUCCUCGGUAAUGGCUCUCUGAGUUUUCCGCAGACCAAUGCACUGGUGAAGCGUCAUGACUACGGCUUGGUAUGCUAUGACCGCGAGAACACUGCCUGGUGUGGUUCGACGUACGAAUAUUACUGCACAGCGAGGGGUGCUCUGGUGUCCAACAGCGCCGGUGAUUACUGGUGUGAGCACAAUUGUGACUGCAUCAACCUUAAGCCCCAAAUUGCAUGCUUCCCAAAUGCAGCCCUUCUCACUUCAUGCCUGCUCAAAGGAAAGAUGGUCUAUGCUGACAACGGAACCCUUCUGGGAAACGUUAGCGAUGCAUAUGUCUACGCCAAUGGUACAUUGGACUUCCGCAAAGCGGUUACGAGAGAUUUGACCAUGGUAUCCAGCGACUCAAACCAAAUAAUAUGCAAGACGCAGCAAUCCUCUCAAGUGUCUCCUUUUGAUGGCGGUUUGGUCUAUGACAAGAACUUGACCACGUUCUGCGCCACCCACGGCUACUUCUGCGCCAGCGACCCUGCACGCGCAAGAUUGGAUUUGACUUUACAGCCCGGCUCGAAAGACAUCACUGAGUGCGAUGCCGGUUGUGAGUGCCCCACGGAAACCUGGAAGCGUCAAGCAAUUGAGCAAGAGCUAUCGCAGCCUUCCCCAACACCCAUUGGCGUGACCAUUCAGGACCUUCUCCUUGGCUGCAGUUCGAACGAUGGGUUGACCCAAGAUAGCUGGUCAUUCAAUGAGACUUUGACCGAGUACUGCAAGAGUCAUGGCUAUGACUGUGCCAUUGAGCCAGGACCGGUUUAUGUCUUGCAACAUCCCAAGAAUGCCGUUGAUGUUUGUCAAGUUGGCUGCGCUUGUCCGCCAUCACCACGACGCCUUUUGUCUGCAAGAGCCAACGCAGAGCCGAGAGCAGACGACAUGGGGACUGUCCCAACAACCAACAGCUUUGAUCCCUUUGGCAUGACCUGUUCGUUGUCGCGCAGCAGAUCCAAUGAAUCAUUCACCCGUCAUUGCCAACAGGAAGGCUAUUCAUGCGUCACCAUGAUGGGCACUGUUCUACGAACUCUCUCUCACAACGGUACCGAGAAUCAUGAAUGCACUCACAACUGUCAAUGCCGGAAUCCUUUCGGUCUCGAUGACCGUUCAGGACAAGUGGGAAUGUCUGUUACUGAAGACGAGACUCCGGACUCUACGGCCGUUGCCCCUCCCAGCGGCGUUCCAAGUCAAUCCUCCAGCCCAUUCGCCCUCAACUGUGGCAAUGUGGCAGAUGGUCCUGGCUUCUGUCAGUCGUCUGAUCUGGGUUACUUUUGUGGCUACAACAUGACUGUUAUGCGGACGACCACGGUCCAAAAUCAGGGUGUGACUUGGUGCGACUAUUACUGCAGCUGUAUCUUCAAGAACCCCGUCGCUUGCGUCAACGAGUGGAACGUUCCUUUCUGUCGCGAAAUGCCGGAUGGCACUGUUCGUGAUGCUUCGAAUAUGCAGGUCGUCCUUGCGUACAUUCAGGAUGUGGUCAUACUACCCAACAAUUCCAUCUUGCUGGAUCGUGGCCAGGACGGUGGCUUCCCGUUUGUGGCUGCGAUGCAUGGUGCACAGGAGCCUGGCCGAAACGACAGCAGUUCAGAUUCCGGAGAUUCGCCUCGCUGGACAGACUGGCCCAUGAAUGGCACAGCAAACAGCUGGUGGAAUAGGACUGGCCGCGCUGAUGACUGA